CUCCCCCCCAUCCCCCGCCCCGACUUGUUCCGCGGCGGCCCUUCCGAAUAGCAGCCACCAAUCCCCCCCAGUUUUGCCAUUCCAUUCUCUGUCGGCCAUCGGCGGAAGAAUGGGUCUGAACUUGGAGGAAAUAUAUGGCAAAUCUAUAGUGGACGAGCAGAAGCCGCAAGAGUAUUCGGAAUUCCAGCCAAAGAAAGGAUAUGGCUGGGCCAACACUUUGCCCGAGAGGCAAGGUCUCUAUGACCCCGAAUACGAAAAGGAUGCGUGUGGUGUAGGCUUUGCGGCCCACAUCAAGGGCAAGCCUAGCCACAAGAUUGUCAGUGAUGCUCGCAAUUUGCUAUGCAACAUGACGCAUCGUGGAGCCGUUGGCUCCGAUGCGCGCGAUGGCGAUGGUGCCGGUGUGAUGACCAGUAUCCCCCACAAGUUUUUCAUAAAGAACUUUGCCCGUGAAGUUGGAGUUGAUCUUCCUCCUCUCGGCCAGUACGCUGUCGGCAACCUGUUUUUCAAGCCCGACGAAGACUCUGUGAAGGCAUCUGUAAAGAACUUUGAGGAGAUUGCCACAUCCUUGGGACUUCGAGUGCUGGGUUGGCGUGAGGUUCCGCGCGACUCGACCAUUCUGGGCCCUGCUGCUCUUUCCCGGGAGCCUACCAUCCUGCAGCCUUUUGUGGUCUUGAGAUCGGCCUAUGGUGAAGGGAACAAGCCAGAGAUUACCGAUCCGGAGGCUUUCGAUGAUAAAACAUUCGAACGUCAACUAUAUGUUCUGCGAAAGCGGGCUACCCACGUCAUUGGUCUUGCGAACUGGUUCUAUCUCUGCUCGCUGAGCAACCGGAACAUCGUUUACAAGGGUCAAUUGGCCCCCGUCCAGGUGUACCAGUACUACCAUGACUUGGUAAACGUUGAUUACGAAGGUCACUUUGCCCUCGUCCACUCGCGCUUCUCUACCAACACAUUCCCUUCUUGGGACCGUGCGCAGCCUCUGCGUUGGGCUGCCCACAAUGGCGAAAUCAACACCCUUCGUGGCAACAAAAACUGGAUGCGUGCGAGAGAAGGUGUGCUGAAGUCGGACAUCUUCGGAGAGGAGCUCGAUUCACUGUACCCGAUUGUUGAGGACGGCGGCUCCGAUUCGGCCGCUUUUGAUAACGUUCUUGAACUGUUGAUGAUCAACGGAGUGUUGUCUUUGCCCGAGGCGGUCAUGCUUAUGAUCCCUGAAGCGUGGCAAGACAAUCCGGCCAUGGAUCCCUCCAAGGCUGCUUUCUACGAAUGGGCUGCUUGCCAGAUGGAACCGUGGGAUGGCCCCGCUCUCUUCACGUUCUCCGACGGUCGCUACUGUGGUGCAAACCUCGACCGUAAUGGAUUGCGUCCUUGCAGAUUUUAUGUGACGGAUGACGACCGCAUCAUCUGUGCAUCCGAGGUUGGUGCGGUUGACAUCGACCCUGAGCGUGUGGUUCAGAAAGGUCGUCUGCAACCCGGAAAGAUGCUUCUGGUCGACACAGUCGCUGGACGGAUUAUCGAUGACUCCGAGCUCAAAUACACUGUAUCCCACAGACAUGACUUUGCUUCGUGGCUGGACAAGGAACUCCUCAAGUUGCCGGCUAUCAAGGAGAGACUGGAUGAGCAGAGCGUGGACCUGACAUACGUCCUGGACGAUACGACUGUCCAGAACGAUCCUCGUCUGAAGGCUUUCGGUUACUCCUUUGAACAAGUCAGUCUACUCCUUGGCCCGAUGGCUGCCGACUCCAAGGAGGCUCUUGGCUCCAUGGGCAAUGACGCUCCAUUGGCGUGCAUCGCCAAGCAGCCUCGGCUUCUCUACGAAUAUUUCCGCCAACUUUUCGCUCAAGUCACGAACCCCCCCAUUGACCCUAUUCGUGAGGCUGUGGUCAUGUCGCUGGAGUGCUAUGUUGGCCCUCAGGGCAAUCUCUUGGAGAUGGAGCAGUCUCAGUGCCACCGCUUGUUGCUUCCUUCUCCCAUUCUCAGCAUUCCCGAGUUCAAUGCACUGAAGAACAUCCCUCAGGUCCACAAGGAGUGGACUGUGAAGACCAUUGAUAUCACCUUCGAGAAGAAGAAGGGAGUUCCAGGAUACCUUGAGGCCCUCGAUGCCAUCUGCGAUGCCACCACUGAAGCCAUCCAGAACGGUGACAAGAUUCUCGUGCUCUCGGACCGCGCCACUGGGGAGGACAGGGUUCCCGUGUCUGCGCUUUUGGCAACGGGUCUUGUUCACCACCACCUGGUCCGCAACAAGUGGAGAUCACUUGCCGCCGUAGUUGUGGAGACUGCUGAGGCUCGUGAGGUUCACCACAUGUGUGUCCUGGUCGGUUAUGGUGCUGAUGCCAUUAACCCCUACCUCGCCAUGGAAUGUAUCUUGAAAAUGAACCGGGAAAAGUUGAUCCGCAAGCAGCUUCCUGACGAGAAGGUCAUCGAGAACUACAAGGCCUCCUGUGAUGGCGGUAUCCUGAAGGUCAUGAGCAAGAUGGGUAUCUCCACCCUGCAGUCAUACAAGGGUGCUCAGAUUUUCGAGGCUCUUGGUAUUGACGACAGUGUCAUUGACCGUUGCUUUUCUGGAACUGCAAGCCGUAUUCGUGGCCUGACAUUUGAACUGAUUGCUCAGGAUGCCUUCGCUUUCCACGACCGUGGAUAUCCUUCUCGCGGGAUCGUCGAUAUCCCCGGCCUUCCCGAGUCUGGUGAAUACCACUGGCGUGAUGGUGGUGAAGAGCACAUCAACGACCCAGUCAGCAUUGCGAACAUGCAGGAUGCCGUGCGUACAAAGAACGACAAGUCUUAUGAAGCGUAUGCCAAGGCUGCUCAUGAGCAGAUCAAGAACUGUACCCUCCGUGGUAUGCUCGACUUCGAUUUCGAGCAGCGCACACCAAUCCCUAUCGACCAGGUUGAACCUUGGACUGAAAUUGUCCGUCGAUUUGUUACGGGUGCCAUGUCGUACGGUUCUAUCUCCAUGGAGUCUCACUCCACCCUCGCGAUUGCCAUGAACCGCCUCGGCGGAAAGUCGAACACCGGUGAAGGUGGUGAAGACCCGGAGCGGAGCAAUAGGCUCGAGAACGGCGAUACCAUGCGGUCUGCCAUUAAGCAGAUUGCGUCCGGCCGAUUCGGUGUGACUUCUCACUAUCUUGCCGAUGCCGAUGAGUUGCAGAUCAAGAUGGCCCAGGGAGCUAAGCCCGGAGAAGGUGGUGAGCUUCCUGGCCACAAGGUUGUUGGCCCUAUUGCGCGCACCCGUUACUCUACUCCCGGUGUCGGUCUGAUCUCGCCACCUCCCCACCACGAUAUCUACUCCAUCGAGGAUUUGAAACAGCUCAUCUACGAUCUCAAAUGCUCCAACCCUCGUGCCCGUGUCUCUGUCAAAUUGGUGUCGGAGGUCGGUGUUGGUAUCGUUGCGUCUGGUGUCGCUAAGGCUAAGGCCGAUCAUAUUUUGAUUUCGGGUCACGACGGUGGCACUGGUGCCUCUCGCUGGACUGGUAUCAAGUAUGCUGGUCUUCCUUGGGAACUGGGUCUGGCGGAGACCCACCAGACCCUCGUCCUCAACGAUCUGCGUGGACGUGUCGUUGUGCAGACUGAUGGUCAAAUCCGUACGGGCCGUGACCUUGCUGUCGCUUGUCUGCUCGGAGCCGAAGAAUUCGGAUUUGCUACAACUCCUCUGAUUGCCAUGGGUUGUAUCAUGAUGCGCAAGUGCCACCUCAACACCUGCCCUGUCGGUAUCGCAACCCAGGACCCGGCGCUCCGGGCCAAGUUCCAGGGUACACCCGAGCACGUGAUCAACUUCUUCUACUAUGUCGCCAACGAGAUGCGUGCCAUCAUGGCCAAGUUGGGUGUUCGCACGGUGAAUGAGAUGGUGGGACGCGCCGAGCUUCUCAAGGUCCGCGAAGACAUUCGGAAUGCCAAGCAGGAGAAGAUUGACUUGUCCCUCAUCCUUACGCCUGCCCACUCUCUGCGCCCUGGCGUUGCUACAUACAACGUCCGCAAGCAGGACCACCGUCUCCACACCCGUCUCGACAACAAGCUGAUCGCCGAGUCGGAGUUGGCAUUGGAGAAGGGUCUGCCUUGCAGGAUCGAAUGUGAUAUUGUUAACACCGACCGUGGAUUGGGCGCUACCUUGUCUUACCAGGUCAGUCGCCGUUAUGGCGGCGAAGGUCUUCCCCAGGACACCAUCCACGCCAACAUCAAGGGCUCUGCUGGUCAGUCAUUCGGUGCCUACCUGGCUCCUGGUAUCACCCUCGAGCUGGAGGGCGAUGCCAAUGACUACAUUGGUAAGGGUCUUUCGGGAGGUCGUCUUAUCAUCUACCCCCCUCGCGGUGCUGCAUUCAAGGCCGAGGAGAACGUCAUUGUUGGUAACACCUGUCUUUAUGGUGCCACUCGCGGUACUUGCUUCUUCCGUGGUAUGGCUGCCGAGCGUUUCGCUGUUCGUAACUCUGGCGCUACUGCUGUCGUGGAGGGUGUCGGUGAUCACGGUUGUGAGUACAUGACUGGUGGCCGCGUCCUCGUCCUCGGCUCAACUGGCCGUAACUUCGCCGCUGGUAUGUCUGGUGGUAUCGCCUACAUCUUGGAUAUGAACCAGGACUUCCAUUCCAAGGUCAACAUGGAGAUGGUCGAGGUGUCCGGCCUGGAAGACCCCGCUGAGAUUGCUUUCGUUCGUGGCUUGAUUGAGGACCACCACCACUACACUGGCUCAGAGCUCGCCGCCCGUAUCUUGCUCGACUUCACCCGUGCCCUUCCUCACUUUGUCAAGGUGCUGCCCACGGACUACAAGCGGAUCCUGGCGGAGGAAGCUGCCAAGGCCGAGGCCGCUAAGAAGGCCGAGUUCUCUCUUCCCCAGCUCCCCAGCACUCCAGUUCCUGCGGAGAAGCCCAAGGCCCCUGAAGGAGAUGCCAAGAAGGCAGAAAUGCUGGAUAUUGAGGACAGCAUUAGUGACUCGAAGACCGAGAAGAAGCGCUCGGCUCUCAUCCUGGACAAGACGAGAGGGUUCAUGAAGUACAGCCGACGGAAGGAGAAGUACCGCAACCCGGCCACUCGUACUCGUGACUGGGCGGAGCUUUCCAACCGCCUCAGUGAGGACGAACUCAAGUACCAGUCCGCUCGCUGCAUGGACUGUGGUGUUCCUUUCUGCCAGUCCGACACCGGUUGCCCGAUCUCUAACAUCAUUCCCAAGUGGAAUGAGCUGGUGUUCCAGAACCAGUGGCAAGAUGCCCUCAACCGUCUUCUCAUGACCAACAACUUCCCCGAGUUCACUGGCCGUGUUUGCCCUGCUCCUUGCGAGGGUGCUUGUGUUCUGGGAAUCAAUGAAGAUCCUGUUGGUAUCAAGUCUAUCGAGUGUGCCAUCAUUGACCGUGGUUUCGAAAUGGGCUGGAUGGUCCCUCGUCCCCCCAACACCCGCACUGGCAGGACUGUUGCCAUUAUCGGUUCGGGUCCCGCAGGUCUCGCUGCUGCCGAUCAACUCAACCGUGCUGGACACACUGUCACUGUCUAUGAGCGUGCCGACCGCAUUGGUGGUUUGCUUAUGUAUGGUAUUCCCAACAUGAAGCUGGACAAGAAGGUUGUGCAGCGCCGUGUCGAUCUGAUGGCUGCUGAGGGAGUCCAGUUCGCACCUGGCACCCCCGUCGGCCCUGACCACGAGGUUACCUUGGAAUCUCUGCGCCAGACUAACGACGCUGUUAUCAUUGCCACCGGUGCCACCGUGGCUCGUGACCUGAAGGUUCCUGGCCGUGAGCUGGACGGUGUUCACUUCGCCAUGCAAUUCUUGCACCGCAACACCAAGUCGCUCCUCGACUCCAACCUUGCCGACGGCGCCUACAUCUCCGCCAAGGACAAGCACGUUGUGGUCAUUGGUGGUGGUGAUACUGGAAAUGACUGCAUUGGUACCUCUGUUCGCCACGGUGCCAAGUCUGUCACCAACUUCGAGUUGCUGCCUCAGCCCCCGCCGGAGCGCGCCCGCGACAACCCGUGGCCCCAGUGGCCCCGGAUCUACCGUGUCGACUACGGUCACUCGGAGGUCAAGACGCACAUGGGCAAGGACCCUCGUGAGUACUGUGUCAUGUCCAAGGAGUUCGUUGACGACGGCAAUGGCCGCGUCAAGGGUAUCAACACUGUUCGCGUUGAGUGGACCAAGAGCGCUUCCGGUGGUUGGGACAUGAAGACCGUUGAGGGCAGUGAGCAGUUCUUCCCCGCGGACCUUGUUCUCCUCUCCAUGGGCUUCCUUGGUCCUGAGGACCGUGUCCUGGGCGAGGGCAUUGAGCGUGACGCUCGUAAGAACGUCAAGACGCCUCCUGGCCAGUACUCUACCAAUGUGUCGGGCGUGUACGCUGCUGGUGACUGCCGCCGUGGCCAGUCCCUCAUUGUCUGGGGUAUCAACGAAGGUCGCCAGUGUGCUCGUGAGGUGGAUACUUUCCUUAUGGGCAUUAGCUCCCAGCUCCCCGUCACUGGUGGCAUUGUGCGCCGGCCCGCUAUCGAUACUGUUCCCCAGGCUGCUCAGCAGACGGUUUCCGCCUAAAUCCCCCUGGGACCCGAGCCGCCACGCUGGACCGGUUCCGGCGAUGAGGUUCCUGUCAGGGUAGCAACGAAUCUAUGAAUUGCAAUGUCGAGAAGAGAAAAGUUUGUGACUUGGGGGUAACUAUUGGGUGGCUUCUUUCCAUCAAGGCACUUACCUAUAGGCGAAGCCGGAAUUCUACUAGUCACUGGAUCGAUGCUUUGGGUGGGGUUUUGAAGAGGGUUAUGCUUUGCGGGGAGGAAAUCUUUACAUUUAGGGUUUCUCUUCUGGAGGAUGAUAUGCGACUGGUUGCAGCGUUCUGUUCCUUUCCCAAAAGAUGUGCGAGGAGUCGGAGCGAGUGCCAUUUGAGCCCAUCUCAAUUCGAUGUACAUAUUGUCUUGUUUCCUAUCGAUAUCAAAGGCUUUGAUUUCUCACCGG
Messenger RNA from Aspergillus ibericus CBS 121593, 6904 nucleotides. RefSeq names its product glutamate synthase (NADH). The record is from RefSeq and is a predicted model, not a curated record. The coding region runs from base 110 to 6490 and encodes 2126 amino acids. Gene Ontology annotation, molecular function: iron ion binding; iron-sulfur cluster binding; flavin adenine dinucleotide binding. The transcript is spliced from 4 exons. Lineage: Eukaryota; Fungi; Ascomycota; Eurotiomycetes; Eurotiales; Aspergillaceae.